AUGGAACAUUUUAUGGAAGAUGCCCUGCAACAGGCACGCAUUGCGAACGACCUCAAAGAGGUUCCCGUAGGCUGUGUGUUCGUACACAGUACCCUCGAUGAGGGUGCGGGCAACAAAAAGGACGAAAUAAUUGCGCGCGGAUGUAACUUGGUGAACGAAACGAAAAACGCAACACGACACGUAGAAUUCAUCUGUAUCGAUCAGGCGCUUGAUUAUGCACGCCGGAAACGUAUUACACCACCGGAAGCCAUUUUUAGUAGCGUGACCGUAGUUGUAACGGUUGAACCGUGCAUCAUGUGUGCGGCCGCGCUGAUCGAACUGGGCGUAAAAGAAAUCAUCUAUGGCUGUCGAAACGAUCGGUUCGGCGGCUGUACCGUGCUCGAUGUGGCACAUCUGCUUAGAUCCACCAUCCCCAUUCGUGGCGGGGUGCGUGGUGUGGAAGCGAUGGAGCUGCUGAAGGAAUUUUACAAAGGAGAAAACCCAUCCGCACCGGUGCCAAAGCCAAGGGCUAAAAAACUGUGACACUGAACACAUGAAAUGAAAUGAAUCAAAUGCGGUAUGUUAUUUGUUUUACAAUUAUAUAUCAUUUUUAUUACUUAAGCAGAAUUUUAAUAAAGGAUUUCUUUCUGGAGAAUAUUCGUAAGCGUAAAUGAAUGGGGCACGGCUUUAAAAUAA
This is a messenger RNA of Anopheles funestus (African malaria mosquito), 675 nucleotides long. Its product is annotated as tRNA-specific adenosine deaminase 2. The record is from RefSeq and is a predicted model, not a curated record. Gene Ontology annotation, molecular function: tRNA-specific adenosine-34 deaminase activity. The transcript has a single exon. Gene Ontology annotation, cellular component: nucleus; cytoplasm. Gene Ontology annotation, biological process: tRNA wobble adenosine to inosine editing. Bases 1 to 522 code for a protein of 173 amino acids. Lineage: Eukaryota; Metazoa; Arthropoda; Insecta; Diptera; Culicidae.